UCUCAGAACAAAAGAAACUCGAGUUAAAUCAUACAGUCAAGCUUUAGCGUACAAACAUCACGAUAACUUAAAACUUUGUUUUCUUUUUUUUUUUUUUUUUCGUUACUUAACCAAAAAAAUAUAUAUAUUUUUAAAAUAAAUAUAUAAGACUUUGGUUAAAAUAUGUAACAACCAGUUGGUUUUUAUGUGAUUAUUUAAGUAUUUGAUACUUAGAAGUUUGUAGUGAUGGCUGAUAAAAGUGAAUCGCAGACGGAAGUUGACGAAAUUUUCGUCGAGUAUAACAAAAAUUGGUGCUGCGUGUUCGAGGAUUUAAUUGAAUGCCCAAUUUGUUACGAAGUACCAUCGGGAAAUAUUCAUCAGUGUACACAAGGACACGAUUUAUGUCAUUUGUGUGUUAAAAAAGUUGGUGUAUGUCCAAUUUGCAGUGCGACAUUUAAUGGCACAAGAAAUCGUUCUUUGGAAAAAUUAAUUCCAAUGAUAAACGAUUUUAAGUCUUUUUCUAUGGACCCUACAAAAUCAGGCGAGCAAUGCCGUCGAAUAAAAAAAAUUUCGAGGUCAACACAAACUUUAGAGGGUAACGUGAAUCCAUUGAGGAGAAGUCAACGGAUGAAAACAAAAAAUCUACAAGCGAUUAAUUAAGUCUAUGUGCAAAAAAAAAAAUUUUUAAUUUAAAGGGAAUUGAA
This is a messenger RNA of Microplitis demolitor, 683 nucleotides long. RefSeq lists its product as uncharacterized. The record is from RefSeq and is a predicted model, not a curated record. The transcript has 4 exons. Bases 226 to 639 code for a protein of 137 amino acids. NCBI's taxonomy places the organism in Eukaryota, Metazoa, Arthropoda, Insecta, Hymenoptera, Braconidae.